CAUCAUCAUCCAUCAGAGAACUUGAAUUGUCGUCAUUUCCCAUUUCGUUUGUAUUUACUCUGCUGUGCCACUUCCAAGAGCGUACCCCUACUGCUAUUACUGCUGGCCUUUUCUUACCCGUUUACCUGUUCCAAUCGGUAGUCUCUCAGCAGCAACACACUUCGAUGGAGAUGAUCACUCCGCUUUGGCUUUAGAUCGUCGUCGGGUCGUUUUUCUUUAUUAUUUUUUUUUUUGUUGGCGUGUAUUGUUUUUUUUUUCUUCAUUUUAGUAUUAUUUCUUUCUCGUCGCUUUGAUUUUUUAGCUUGUUUUAAAGUUCUUCUUGUAUUGGAAAGAAAGAAAAAAAUAUUUUGCAGUACCCAACAUUUAUAUCGCGCGUGUAUCUAUUUUAUUUAUUUGGCUGGCUGUUUACGCAUUUGAUUCCCACACACAAUAUAUAAAUGCAUAAAGCUCCAAACGAAGGUCACGCAAAAUGACAAAGAACUAGAUAUAUAUCGCCCCAUAAACAACAAGUUAUUAUAUUUAAUUUUCCUACAAUAUUUAUUCAGUGAUUCAUUCCAAGAAAAGAUAACCGACAUUUUGAAAUAAAUGGAAAAAAGCAAAAAAAUGAAUAAAAUAAAACAGAGUACUGCAUCUUGGUUGGCUGAAUAGAAAGAAGCUUGAAUUCUUGCUAUAUACAAAGAUAGAAGAAGAAAUAAAAAGAGUUCCCCCUGAAAAAGAAAGGAAAAAUCCCAAGAACAAAAAAAAAACUCCCUUUUUAAGUUGAUUUUUUGUAAUUUUUCUUAUUAUUUGUAUACUUUACCUACUUGUUGCACAUUUUGGUUUUUUUGUUUUUGUUACAACGCAUUUAUGUAUAGACACUUGUAUAGUAUACACGAUUUUUUUUUUACUUUGCACAUGAUGCAUGCAACAUCGCGACUUGGCGACAUAUUUUCACUUUUUAAUCUCUUGACACACUAAACGGGGAAAAAUCAUAUAUGCGACGACGACAACGAGAUUGAGAAACAAAUCACAUAAAAAAAAAGAAAAUUUUACUGAAAUUAUCACAAAAAAAAAAAAAAAAAAACAAGAAAAACAACUUAAUUUCCCUUCUUUAGCAAAAAGUAAAAAUCUUUAUAAAAAGAAAAGAAAGGGGGAGUGGCAGAGGCAGCAGCACAUAAAUAUUCCACUUGUUACACAUUUUAUUUUUUAUCAAAUUCUGCACAAAAUUUCACAGAAAUAAGCGUAGCUUUUUGAAAUAAUCAAAAAUGAUAAAAUUAAAAUCGUUGUUUCGUAGAGGGCAAGGUCCUUCUGGAUCAAAACGAAGUGGCGGCGGAGGAGCUGCAUCAUCCUCCUCGAGUCUAGACCAAGAUAGUUUACCCACAUCACAACAGACAAGUAGAAAGAAACAGACUAACGAAUUGGUUGACUAUGCUGGGAAGCCUGAUAACGCUGGAUACAAUUAUAACUACAAGGAUAAUCAGAAUAACUAUCGGACUACUAAUACUGGUAGUGGUGGAAGGAAGAAGAACAAUAACAACAACGCCCAGGUAUCGAAUGUAAUGCCUCCAGUUGUUGCAGCAUCAGGAGUAGCAGCAGCAGUACAACCACAAUCCCAAUCAACUUCAGCAGCAAAUGUUACACCAACAACAACAACGACAGCUAAUAACAAUUUAAAUAAUGUAGAUGCUAAUGAGUGGAACAAGGACUACAAGUUAAAUAACUAUUUGGCAGCUGGAAACGAUCAUUUAGAGGCUAACAUGAUGCAAGAACUUCAGACACAGCUUGAGAGGCUGGGAAGAGAAAAUAUAUUAUUGGAAGCUAAAAUAAAUGAACUGAUGCCGUAUCAAAGUGAAGUAGUAAAGCUACGAAAUGAGCUACUUAGAAUGCAGAACUUGCACGAGAAGAGCAACAUGGAAAUCCAAAAGCUUAAAUAUGAAAAUGAAUCUUUACGUAAUCGCUUGCGGGACGUCGUCAACUCACCCCUGUCCGAUGCUGAGAAGCAUCAGAUAAUUCAAGAUUCUCAGCGGUUGCACAGUUCCGCACCAGCAUCUAUUGCGUUGCCCAACGCCAAUGAAAAUGAUGGAACGCCGUGCGUUACACCAGAUUGGGACAAGAAUUCAUCUUCCAGUGAAAUAUCAGUAGCCUGUUUGCAGGAUAAAAUAAUUCAGAUGGAGGAAACGCAUUACUCGACGAAUGAGGAGCUGCAGGCAACUAUUCAAGAGCUUGCAGAUCUACAGACUCAACUAACUGAACUACAAUCAGAUAACGAGCGUCUUGCGGAUGAGAAAGAUGUACUUUUCCAAUCGCUCUGUCGGCAGACGGAAAAACUCAAAGACUCCCGCACUCAAAUCACGACUCUGCAAGAGCUGCUUCUACGUGAAUCCAAUCAGGUUGAGGUUGGCACUAGUGAACGGGAAAAGAAGCUCUUGGAUUUAAUCAAAAACUCGCAGGAAGAACGAGAAACAAUCUUGCUCAAGCAGGAAGAAAUGAAUUCCGAACUAAAUGAGCUACGCCAGUCAGUUGAGUGCGCUAGCAAUGACAAUAGUCGUUUUAGGGAACGCAUCUGUUUGCUCGACUCGACUGUUGACGCUGCAAAUGCCGAACGGAAGCAAACCGAAAGUGAACUACAACAAGCCAAAGAGGAAUCUUCACAGAAGAGUAUAGAAAUAAGCCGGCUAACAACUUUGCUGGAAAAUGCCCGAGCCAAAAUCGAAGAACUUGAACAGGAUUUGGCACGUGGUGAGAAGACUGAUUUAACUGAUCUGCUAGAUGCGGCCCGCAAGGAGAAAGAUCAGUUAGAGGUGAAAGUAGCCUCAUUGCAAGAGCAAUUGUCCCGUAGUCAGAAUGAGAUAAGAAAACUAAAAGAUCAGCUGCUGGGUCUUACUGAAGAAUGUAAAGUCGCCAAGAAUAAUGCAAAGUGUGCAUUGUCUCAUUUGGAGUAUCGCUAUGAAACGCUUCAACAAGAGAAGGACAAAUUACAUUCGGAAUACCAACAGUUGCAGGACAAUACGGCGGAACUACAAGUGCAAUGCAAAUGUCAUCUAGAAGAUAAGGCACAGUUGCAAAAUCUUCUUGGUGAAACACAAAAGCACUUGGACGAUGCUGAGAGAAAACUUGGCGAAAAGGAUGAACAACUGCAGAAAGAGACUAAAUUGAGAAAACAAGAGGCUGAAGAAUGGCAGCAGUUCCAAUCGGAUUUGUUAAUGACUGUUCGAGUGGCAAAUGAUUUUAAGACUGAAGCGUUAUGUGCGCGUGAACAAUUGGUUUUGGAUAAUAAAACACAACGUGAGAAAAUACGAAUGCUAGAGCAACAAGUUGAGAAAUUAAACAAACAAAUUUCAUCGGCAGAUACAACACAACAGUCACUCUUGACAACUGUUCAACAGGAAAUGGCUUCGCGACGUAGUAAAAUCUCAUUAUCGAAGCAAGAUUCUAGGUUGUCGGUAAAGACGCUGAUUGAAACUAUCGAGAAUAAUAAACAAACCAAAUCCGAAGAAUCUGAAUCCCGCUAUAGCUCUAAUUCGAGUCUUAACAGUGGAACCUCAGAGCUAACACAUGGGACAAACCCUAACAUUCCAUCUGACUGGUCAGAAAAUGUUCGAAUACAAACAACGACUGGUCUAAGUGCGACAACUACAAUCACGACAACUGCACCGACUCCUACAAACACAACCACAAGCAGCAGUGCCAAAGGACCGCUGCGAGAACAGCCUCAACCAACCAUUGUACCAAGCAGUAUGCAUUUUCAUAGUAUUAACAAUGUCUCAAAGUCGUCGCUACAAAGUGCUGGUGUUGGUGGGGUUGGCAACGGCAGUGCAAGUGUUGAAAAGAAAGACCAAUUUAUUAUUUCAAGAACAGAGAGUAGCAGUCGGUUUCUCACGGCUUGCGAACGAAAGGAUCCAUUAAAUAUGCUCGUCAAGAAUGGUGGUUCGAAGAGAAAUGCUCUACUUAAGUGGUGUCAAAAUAAGACAGUGGGCUAUCGAAAUAUUGACAUUACGAAUUUUAGUUCGUCAUGGAAUGAUGGGUUGGCAUUUUGUGCAAUUUUACAUUCCUACUUGCCGGAUAAGAUACCAUAUGAUACGCUGAGUCAAGCAAAUAAGCGGAGGAAUUUUUCUUUGGCAUUUGGUGCUGCGGAAUCGGUUGGAAUUCCUACAACUUUGAAUAUAAAUGACAUGUGUCAAAUUGAACGACCCGACUGGACACAAGUUAUGAGUUAUGUAACGGCAAUCUACAAGCAUUUCGAGACCUAGAAAUCCUCCAUUUGUUAAAAGCACUUUUAACAACCAAGUUAAGUGCGAUUCAAAAGAAGAAGAAAAAACAAAAAAAAGGAAUAACAAAUUACAUUAGAUAACCAUUAUUUUAUUAUUAUCUUUAAUUUUAUUUUUGUAUAUAUUACUCUUAUGACUGUGUCUUAUUUAUUUGCUAAGGAAAAACAAAUUUUAUAUAAUAUAUACACGAGAUAUAGAUUUGAAGAAGAAGAAUAGUUUAUUAAAAAAAAAAACACAUUGCUUUCGCAUUAUAUUACCUAUACUAAAAAAAAGAACAACAACAACACACAGGAACAAUAUUACACGCUAUAUAAAUUUUUAAUAAGAAAA
Molecule: messenger RNA, 4577 nt
Organism: Episyrphus balteatus (marmalade hoverfly)
Lineage: Eukaryota; Metazoa; Arthropoda; Insecta; Diptera; Syrphidae
Product: cytospin-A
Exons: 10
Coding region: 1245-4229 (994 amino acids)
Biological process (GO): actin cytoskeleton organization
Cellular component (GO): microtubule organizing center; filamentous actin
Molecular function (GO): protein binding
Source: RefSeq, a predicted model, not a curated record